UGGACCCCAGUGGCUGAAGUAGCUCCAGGGUUCUCUGGCUCCCAGGUGGUGGUUCUAAUUUCAACAUAGGGUUUGAUUUGCCAAAAGAUCAGCAAGGAGGAAAAAGGAACAAGAUGGCAUUUUCCAUUUUUGGGACUCCAGAAGAAAAUCCGCCAUCUUUGGCUAAGUCAAUAGCCAAGCCCACCGAAGUUGAGGAUAAUUCUGAGGUAGUUGGAUCUGAAAGGAGUUCUUCUGAUGCAAGCUCUGGUGACUCUGUAAUUCCAAAGGGUGUGGAAAGUGAGGCUCCUGAAAACACAGAAGUAACUACUUCAGGCUCAAGUGAAGAAAAGACCCUACCAGCUGCGCCUCUUCCUAGCCCAGAAGUUCCAGCAGCUGGGAGGAAUCCCAACCCAGCACCAUCUAGGAGAAAUCCACCAGGAGGAAAGUCUAGUCUAGUGCUCGGUUAA
Thamnophis elegans (Western terrestrial garter snake) is the source of this 446-nucleotide messenger RNA. RefSeq names its product jupiter microtubule associated homolog 1-like. The coding region runs from base 114 to 446 and encodes 110 amino acids. The transcript has a single exon. Lineage: Eukaryota; Metazoa; Chordata; Lepidosauria; Squamata; Natricidae. The record is from RefSeq and is a predicted model, not a curated record.